Messenger RNA from Patella vulgata (common limpet), 1331 nucleotides. RefSeq lists its product as uncharacterized. Gene Ontology annotation, biological process: DNA integration. The coding region runs from base 73 to 1158 and encodes 361 amino acids. The transcript has a single exon. Gene Ontology annotation, molecular function: nucleic acid binding. NCBI's taxonomy places the organism in Eukaryota, Metazoa, Mollusca, Gastropoda, Patellidae. The record is from RefSeq and is a predicted model, not a curated record.
GUUAUAGUUCCUGUUAAUUUACGACCGACUCUUUUGUUAGAUUUGCAUAGUGAACAUUUGGGAACUGUCCGUAUGAAAGCUGUUGCCAGACAGUAUUUCUGGUGGCCGAAAAUUAAUGAGGAAAUAGAAAAAAUUACUAAACAUUGUAAAAUGUGCCAAGAAAACGCGCCUAUGCCUGCAUCCCCGGACGUCGCAUCGUGGAAUUGGCCCUCGAGCCCGUGGAAGAGAUUACAUCUAGAUUUCGCCGGUCCAUUUUUAGGUUACUAUUUUUUGAUUGUCGUUGAUUCUUAUUCGAAAUGGUUAGAGGUCAUUCAAAUGAAAUCUAUCACCACGACAUCAACUGUUAAAGAACUUAGGAAGCUAUUUUCGACAUUCGGUACUCCCGAACACAUAGUAACAGAUAAUGGUACUCAAUAUACUAGUAGUGAGUUCUUCGAGUUUCUAUUCGCGAAUGAUAUUAAACAUACGCGUACAGCUCCAGCACACCCUGCGACCAACGGUAUGGCUGAACGAUAUGUAGGUUACUUUAAGAAACAAAUGAAGAAAAUGGCGGACGAUCGACGAUCGCUAGAAGAAAAAAUUUGUGGGUUUUUGUUGUCUUACAGAACAACACCACAUUCGGCGACUGGUGAAAGCCCGUGUUAUUUGCUGAUGCAUCGACAACUUCGUACAAGGUUUUCAAGUCUUAGACCUUCUUUGAGUUUUAGAAAGGAGUGUGAUGUAUAUGAUCGUAAUACGGUUUUCUCACCAUUGUUUAAAGUUGGUGACCCUGUUUAUGUAUUAAAUUUGAGAUCUGGUCCGCGCUGGUUACCUGGUAUCAUUAUUGAUGUAAAGCAACGUUCGUACGAUGUUCAAGUCUACCAGCAGGUUUGGAAAAGACACGAGGAUCAACUUCGCAAACGUUCUCUUGAAUUAAAGGAUAAAUCACCGGAAUUAUUAGAUACAACACUUACGUCAAAUACGUUGGGUCGUCAGUUUAAUUCUAACCCGGACGGACUGUUAAGAGGCAUACCAACUCGUCAAACUAAUAAAACUAAUAUCAAUACUGAUAUUAAUAAACCAAUCUUGUCUGAAGUUCAGAAUCCUCCAGAUCAACCAAUCGUUACAGAACGUCGAUAUCCAGAACGUAUAAGACGUGUUCCAGAUCGUUAUAAAUAAACUUUUCUUAGUAAUUAACGCUAUUUUCAAACUUUCAUAAAGAGAGAUAAUUGUUAUGUAUUGAUUGCAGAUCAUUACCGUACCUUUAAGAUUAAGGUAAGGCAAGUUGUAGUCGGGACUGAGGUAACUUUAGCCCGGCAGUUCGAUUUAUUCAAUCCUAGAAUAAAGACAUG